GAAUCGUUCAUUGGCCUGAUACAAGUCCUAUAAAAUAAAUACAAUAUUUAAGUUAAUCAUACAGAUUAAGCUGGCAAAAUGAAAGAUAUUUUGGUAGAACUGUCCGAUGCAGAUAUGGAAAAACUAGCCAAAAUCUACGAAAACCACAAGACAGAAUUGCCCCACUUGUACAGUUUUUUUUGCAACUGUCUGAAGGCUAAAAAAAUAGGUAUGACGGAUUUUGUGAGGGUUUAUACACUUGACGAUGAUUCUUGGCAAGUGGAUGGCACUUUUAUCGCUUCAAUGCCGAAUCACGGUCACGACAUAGUCCUACACAGCUUAGACUCAACUGGAAAAAACUUAAUGGAAGCCCUCACAAAAACCAAUAGAUUCAAAUAUCUUGAAGAUCCUGCUAGAAAUUUCACCCUUUUCUAUGCGGUGCACGAGAAUUUUUAUCCAAAAAUCAGGCAACUGCUGGCAGAACAAAAACACAAAUUACAUGAAGACGAGUUUUUUGAUGAAACUUUAAGUCUGUGGGUUUUGGAAAAGGAAAAAGCUCCAAAAAUUCCUUUGGAUAACCAGGAUGUAUAUGUUAAACAUUUACAGCCACAAGAUUUAAGAAUUAUCAAUGAAAACUGGAAAAUACGCUAUCCAGAAUCGGAACAAAAGUUCUUGGAUUUCAUUAAAUUGAGCCCGAGCCCAGGCUCGGGAGUUUAUCUUAAAUCUAACAACCAACUGGUUUCAUGGGUGGUCUCUUCUUGUUUCGGUCAAAUGACUGCUCUGCAAACUUUGAAACAGCACAAAAAGAAAGGCUAUGGUAGUUUGGUUGUAAAGCACAUGGCAAACAGUUUGGCCGAAGCAGGUUUCGACUGUUGUGGUUCAGUUCACCUUGGGAACGCAGCUUCAGAAGGGUUGAUUACUAAACUAGGCUUUAGGAAAUUAUUCAAGUGUCAAUACAUAGCUGUAUAUAAUAAAUAUUGAUGCUCACUUACCUC
Molecule: messenger RNA, 974 nt
Organism: Ceutorhynchus assimilis (cabbage seed weevil)
Lineage: Eukaryota; Metazoa; Arthropoda; Insecta; Coleoptera; Curculionidae
Source: the annotation of a GenBank genome assembly